Symsagittifera roscoffensis is the source of this 1134-nucleotide messenger RNA. Its product is annotated as homeobox protein B-H2-like. Lineage: Eukaryota; Metazoa; Xenacoelomorpha; Acoela; Convolutidae. Gene Ontology annotation, molecular function: DNA-binding transcription factor activity, RNA polymerase II-specific; DNA binding. Gene Ontology annotation, biological process: regulation of DNA-templated transcription. The transcript has 4 exons. The record is from RefSeq and is a predicted model, not a curated record. Bases 211 to 1134 code for a protein of 307 amino acids.
UUGCAGUUAACUCGCUCGAAUUAUCAUCACCACUACUAAAACUAACCUAAAUCGAACUAACUCAAAUAAACUACAGUCUACUCCUCAAAAAGUCACACAAAUAGAUUCUAAAAAUUGAUCCUGAAUUUUUUAAAAAAAGAUUUGAUCGAAAAUUUUGAAUUGGUUUCACAAUUCGACUUACAGCUUACGUUAGAUCACGUUUUCCCUGACAUGUCAUCAGCUGCACCGAUACAAGAAACAGCUUUAGCCGUUCAAAGAGGAGAAGAAUCUAGAUCUUGCAUAGAUGGACACCAAUUGAAUGAGUCUUCGAAUAGUGUGAUGAGCUCCUCGGCUGACAAAAGGAGUCCCAGAUUCACUAUCGACUUCCUACUCUCUUCGCACUACAAGGAGAACAGUGACGUCAGUAAAACAGAAAAGACUAACGCAAACCAACGCAACAUGACCCUGGACAGUGACAACGAUUCUGAUGAUUCUCUCAGCCAAUCAGAACACGGCGCCGACUUCAACUCAACCAAUCACAGCGAGGGAGCAGGGAGAGGAGGCCAAUCACCUUGCUUUGGGACAGGAAAGAAGCAUCGGAAGGCGAGGACUGCAUUCACGGAUGAGCAGCUGGCUCAGCUGGAACAGAACUUCGAGAGACACAAGUACUUGUCUGUGCAGGACAGACUGGAUCUGGCGGCCAGUCUUCAGCUGAGUGACACUCAAGUUAAGACAUGGUACCAAAACAGACGGACCAAGUGGAAGAGACAGACAGCUGUGAGUUUGGAGAUGUUGGCAGCUGCGGAGAGACAACACAAUCUGUGCACUCUGCAGACGGCUGCAUUAGCCAACUUCCAUCACCACCACCAACAACGUCAACAACAACAGCAACUGAAAAAACAACAACAACAGCAGCUACCAAAUCAACCUCUUAACCAUAACAAUCAUUGCAAUUUUGAUUCAAUUACUAGCCCUCAAGUCCCUCCAAUCGGCCAACCGCCCUUGGGUCUAAUUGGCGGGGUAGGAAAUAAUGGAUUCCUAUUGGCUGCUGCCGCUUACAGACAGUUCAUGUUUUCUUCUCCAAGUCAGAAUCUUCAUUUGAGUCAAUUGAUGUCAUCUGUCAUUUCAAAAGAAACGAGUUCGUGCAAGAAGUAG